CCUCAAACAGCAAACAGAAUUCAGUAGAGUUUCCGAAACUGACAGAACGUGACCACGGCGCUUGAAUGUUUACAUCUACGGCAGCUCUCAAACCAAAACAUUUCGCGCCACACGCAGAAUUCGUGGUCACUUAAAAGCCAGCGGCAUGGACGAAGAAGUUGAGGAACUGCUGCAUCGACCACUGAGACCCCUACUGAUGAGAGCGAACGCACCAAACCAGGUCCGGUUGGUGCCCAUUCUUUCGGUUCAGCGCCUCGAGGAAAGGGGGGAUGGCCAGCCGCCAAGGAUGGGCAAUGUUAACAGACUUCUCAUGGUGGUCCGUGACUCGGAGGACCCACCGGUGCCCAACCUCAACAUGUAUAUUCGUCCCAACGAGACUGUCAUCAGCCGAACCCCCCAACCGACCCAACCAACAGCUGCCGCACAAAGUACGGCGCCAGCUGCAGCUGAGCCGACCGUGCCUUCAACCAACCCUGCCCCUCAAAAUUCGGUGACCUCCUCUAUUGCUGCCCGACAGAAAGUUCCUUGGGAGGAGUUUAAGACUUUCAACAACAACAAACGUCGUCGCAUCGAUAAACAAAGAGCGCUUGUAAAGUCGAUGCGCGCAAGUGAAAAAAUUCGCAUCCUGGAAAUGCGAAGAGAAAAACUGACUGCCGCCGUGAUGAAAGGCAAAUUGGAGCUCGAGUACCUGGGCGUGCAGCUGCACGGCAUGGAGUCGGGUGACUACCCUUCCACCUUUGGCCCCAUCGUCAGGCUCCAAAAGCAGAAGCUCAAGGACAAACUGGAUCAGCUCAAAACGCUCUUUGAACAGUUCAAGGACGAACUGGCCGUGUACAAAAAGGAGAAGAGCGGGUUAAAAGACUUGUACGGCUUAAGUGACUCAAAGAAAGCUCCAGCGUCGGCCGGAGAUCAGUUGUAGUGCAAACGUGAUGGACUUAGCCAAUGAGAAAUGGACACGCAAUAAAUUUUGUACUACAAAGUGAGAUAAUUUUGUGAUUUUGACUUUUGCGAAAUUAAUUGAAUUAAAAAUACUGCUUCCCCACACUCGUUCUAGUAUGGUGCAGUCCUUGAUUCUUAA
Cloeon dipterum is the source of this 1078-nucleotide messenger RNA. RefSeq lists its product as uncharacterized. The coding region runs from base 146 to 919 and encodes 257 amino acids. Lineage: Eukaryota; Metazoa; Arthropoda; Insecta; Ephemeroptera; Baetidae. The transcript is spliced from 4 exons. The record is from RefSeq and is a predicted model, not a curated record.